Molecule: messenger RNA, 3220 nt
Organism: Lineus longissimus
Lineage: Eukaryota; Metazoa; Nemertea; Pilidiophora; Heteronemertea; Lineidae
Product: serine/threonine-protein phosphatase 5-like
Exons: 13
Coding region: 1-1497 (498 amino acids)
Molecular function (GO): hydrolase activity; protein binding
Source: RefSeq, a predicted model, not a curated record
AUGGCUGCAACCGGUGUGAAUGGAAAUUCCUCCGAAAAACGUCCAGAAUUACCCGAAAUAUCUGAAGAAACUAAACAAAAAGCUCAAGAGCUAAAGGAGAAAGCUAAUGGAUUCUUUAAAAAUCAAGACUUUGGUCAGGCGAUUACCUUCUACACUCAAGCCAUCGAACUGAAUCCAACUGAGGCCACAUUCUAUGGCAACAGAAGUUUUGCCUACCUCAAGACAGAAUGCUUUGGAUAUGCUUUGUCUGAUGCUUCCAGUGCAUUGGAUUUGGAUCCAAAAUAUGUCAAGGCUUACUACAGGAGAGCGACUGCCAAUAUGGCCCUUGGUAAAUUCAAACUUGCAUUAAAAGACUUUGAGGCUGUGACCAAGUGCAAACCAACAGACAAGGAUGCAAGUGCCAAGUAUAAUGAGUGCAAAAAGAUUGUCACGAGGAUUGCGUUUGAGAGGGCCAUCUCCGUGGAUGAAGCACAUAAAAAUAUAGCAGAUCAGAUUGAUAUCUCAUCUAUGACCAUAGAGGAUGACUACAAGGGACCAAAAUUAGAAAAUAACACUGUCACUCAUGACUUCGUGAUGAGCCUCAUGGAUGUGUUCAAAAAGCAGGAAAAGUUACACAGGAGAUAUGCUUAUCAAAUCCUCGUAGAAACAAAGAAAGUCUUUGAAAAACAGCCAUCAUUAGUAGAUAUACAAGUUGCUGAGGGUAAGAAAUUCACGAUAUGCGGUGACAUCCAUGGUCAGUUCUAUGAUCUGAUGAACAUCUUCGAGCUGAACGGAUUACCAUCAGAAGAUAAUCCAUAUUUAUUUAAUGGUGAUUUUGUUGACCGAGGCUCAUUUUCUGUAGAAUGCAUAAUGGUUUUGCUUUCUUUUAAACUGCUAUACCCGAACCAUUUCUUCAUGUCCAGAGGUAACCACGAAAGCGUGACGAUGAAUCAGAUGUACGGUUUUGAGGGUGAGGUGAAAGCCAAGUACACAGCCAAGAUGGCCGAACUCUUCACAGAAGUCUUCAACUGGCUACCGCUAUGUCACUGUAUAAAUAACAAAAUUAUAGUGAUGCAUGGUGGUUUAUUUUCUAGCGACGAUGUAACACUAGACGACCUUAGGAAAAUUGAAAGGAACAGACAACCGCCAGAAAGUGGUCUCAUGUGUGAGCUGCUCUGGUCAGACCCACAACGCCAGAGCGGUAGGUCACCGAGCAAGAGAGGAGUCGGCAUACAUUUUGGCCCCGACGUCACGAAACAAUUCCUGCAGAAGAACAAUCUCGACUACGUAGUAAGGAGUCACGAAGUCCGAAGCGACGGCUACGAGGUGCUACACGAUGGAAAGUGUAUAACUGUCUUCUCUGCCCCGAACUACUGUGAUACUAUGGGAAAUAAAGGAGCCUUCAUAACAAUCAAGGGAGAUGAUCUCACACCCAAAUAUACAACGUAUUCAGCAGUGCCCCAUCCAAACGUGAAGCCAAUGGCCUAUGCAAAUUCGUUCCUGUCACUGUUUUCAUAGUCUGCUCAUCACCACGACCAUAACCUCCUAGAGACUAGAGACUUCAACACAUCCAAGCUAUGGAUGUCAUCAAUGAUCUGACUUUAUCAAUCUGCAACAGACCAUGUGUUGGCUGUGCAACGUCAUGAAAUACGUCAUUUGAGUUGUGGCACUAAAAGCAUAUACAGAUUUGCAUGGUUGGUUUCCUGCUGUCACCUCUGUUUUUGCAAGAGCGGUCAUGGGCGGAGUGAAGUUUUGAAUGUGUUAGAACUGCAGGACAGGAUGUAAGGAUUCAUUUAUUCACAUGUUACCCUAGAGGAUCGUAGGGUGGCAGUUUAGUUUCUCAUCAAUCCCUUUAGCCUGAAAGCUAAAAUGUCUUAAACACUUAUAAUCUGCACACUUUCAUUGUCCUUUUAACAAGUACAUGUGAAAGACGUAUUGUGCUCCAGACACACAGCUCAGUAAAAGUGCUCAGUAUUUUACAAUGUGAUAUGAUUGAAUACCUGUAAAUUUGUUCAUACAAUGUAUCGCUCCCUUCUUUCUUGGUCGUCUGUCUAAGUACUGCUCCACAAAUCUUAAACCUCACAGCUAAUCGUUAUCAGAAACGAAAGCAAUUUUUUUCCCCUCAAAUUUGCUCCCUAAACUUUUCUAUACAGAAUUGUAGUGUAAAGGUUGUCCAUAUGUGACUGACAGUUUUGCUAAAUCAAGACACCAUUGUCAUUUAUGGAUAAUGUUGGGAAAAUAACUGCCAACAAGACAGGUUUAGUCCUUUCGGCCCUAAAUUUUCCUUCAUAAAUACGUCACUACAGUGUUGUAUAGUUCUAAUGAGCCACCAGUUUUAAAAUACAGUGAACACAAGCAGAGUACCAGUCGCAACCUUUUAGCGAUAUUCUCUCAAAGUACACUGGGCUUUUAGUGGCAAUUUGAAUGCUCAUCAACUGGUGUAAAUUGAUGCUGGAUAAGUGAUCAUGUUUUAUAAGUGUGAAUGUAUUGUGAUGACUAUACGUAAUAGCUGUGUAUGUAGAGUCUGGUUCUGUGGGUGACAUGUUCAGACUACUUCUCAUCCUCAGUGAUGCAGGGGUCAACAUUCACUUUUAGAAAAAGCCUGUUGUGGUGGCCAAAAGUCAGGCUUCUCACAACUACAGAUGUAUUUGUACCGGUAUACGGAAAUUGAGGUCGCAUGUGCUGCCAAAUAGGGUUGAAGUUUGUUCUCUGUGAUGAAAAUACUUUUGUAUUCUAUGUACUUAAUGUUAAGGUAUUUUCUUUCAAAUGUAUGGCCAGAAAAAAUGAAUUUGUCUGAUAGAGGUGUGUCCUGAGGACAGACCAAGUAAAAUUGUUAACAAUAUAACAGACUGUCCAUUUUGGACUGUUUCUAAAUUCAUUUCUUUGAUUUCUGGGUUCAGAUAUUCCAGCGUGCUCAAAUUUAUUUCAAGUGUAAAGGAAUGGUCUUCAGGAAAAAAACACUUCAGUUUCAUGAUGUGAACCAAAAAAAUUGGGGCCUUGGAACUUUUGACAAAAAACAGAUUUCAGGUCUGGUAUCUACUGACAGAAACCGCAAUCACUCCUUCUGUAUUUGAAUUAAACCCUCUCUUUCACCAAAGCUUCAUCUUCUUUCCGUAUCACACAGCAUAUUGUGAAUUCUGUAAUAUGUGUCUGUAUCAAUUGUUUUAUGGUUCAUAAACAUGAUUAAUUGAUUUAUGUUCAGAUAAACUGAGUUACAUAAAAUUAAAAGAAAUUUUUAUUA